Parasteatoda tepidariorum (common house spider) is the source of this 5578-nucleotide messenger RNA. RefSeq names its product UPAR/Ly6 domain-containing protein qvr. Gene Ontology annotation, biological process: regulation of synaptic transmission, cholinergic; positive regulation of voltage-gated potassium channel activity; sleep. The record is from RefSeq and is a predicted model, not a curated record. NCBI's taxonomy places the organism in Eukaryota, Metazoa, Arthropoda, Arachnida, Araneae, Theridiidae.
GAAAAGUGUACAGGGGAAAAGAUUUUUAGUUUCGGUGUUCAACGGGAUCCGUUCCGCUCCGUCCGGCCGGAGCCGGCUAUAGCUUCAAAAUUGCCGCCCCUUUUACUUUAUUUUUGUACAAACGUUAUAAUGAUCAGGUGUAGAACUAUAAUACUUUUGCCAUCCGUCACAUUAGUAGUAGGUUUCUUCUUUUUCUCUGCCACAUUUGCUGAAGAAGAGUGUCUCAGUGGCAGAAGUUAUUGGUGCUAUGAGUGUGAUUCUUAUUCUGACUCACGGUGCAAAGACCCUUUCAACUGGACGGCUCAGCCCAGUGAACUGCCAGCUCAAAAACAAUGCGAAGGUUGCUGUGUAAAAAUAGUCACAAAUGCCAGCAAAACUAAUGAAAAAGUACGUCGAACAUGUACAAAGGACAUAGAUAUAAAUUUAUUUAUGGUUGAUCACGUCUGUAUGUAUGAGGGUCACAAGAUAGGUCAUAUGUGCUUCUGUGAAGGAGAUCAGUGCAAUACGGGACCAAGUAUUAAGUCGUCACCAAUGAUAAUGAUUGUUGAAUUGGUUAUUGUUUGCUUAUUCACAUUCAGAGUCAGAAUGACUACUUAGCUAUGAUGUUAUGUAAAGAAGUUUUUUAAUGAUUUUAUCAGAGUGUACAAUUUUCCGGCAGUGCUGAGUUGAUUCAAAUGUUUUCGAUCGGUGUCAUGUAAUUUGAAAAAUAAUUUAACUUCUAUUACUAUCAAUUAAUUAAGAAUAUAAUUAAAUAAAUCUGCGAAAAAUUAAAAGCGCAAAAGAAUAAAAACAAAUGCGUUAAAAUGAUUUUUAUUAAAUGAGUAGAAUUUACGUUUAAAAUACCUAUUGUUUCAUGUUUAAUUUUAUUUUUUAGUUUAUUUUAGGAAAUGUUUUAAUUUUCUUUUAAAGAUUUGCAUAUAAUUUUUUUUUUAUAAGAAUGUUUAAAAAAAUGUUUUUAGCAAUGCAAUGAACUUCAAUAGUUUUAUUUAUUAUUGUUUAAGAAAGAGGUUCUUAUUUUUAUUUAAAGUUAUUUGUAGUUCUCCUUAGAAAGUUGCAUGUAAUUUGUUUUAAGAGGUACUGUGAAAUAUUAUUUGACCCUUAUCAUAUCAAAUUGGAUGAAGUAUAUUUAAAAAUUAUUCGAUCUAAAAGCUAUUUUUUGCGCAAUAUUUGUCAUUUGAUAGUAAGUAGUCUGAAAAGGAUUGUGGAAAUAUUCCGGAAUAGUUUGCCAAGAAAUGCGAUACCAAAUGUCUAGGAAUGAUGUAAGAGAAGUUCGAUUUCAAAAAUGUACUAUAUAUAUAUCAACUUUGCUAUACAUAUUUUUAUGAUACAAUUUUUAUAACUCUCUCUUUUUCUCUUUGCUUCUUCAACUUUAAAAUUCAGAUCUCUAGUUAUCUUAGAGUUGUUGUACAGAAAUAAUUAUCAAACCAAACAUUAAUUUAAAUUGCGAUAUAAUUUCUGUAUUUGUGCCUUGUUUCCUGAAUAAAAGUGCGAAGUUGGGGAGUUUGAUUAAAAUAUUUUAUUGCAAUUUUAUUUUUAUAUUUUAAAUGCACCGAGGGCAAGGUUUUUAUAAUACAUACAGAUGCUACAGUACUGUUUUUUUUUUAAAUACAAAUAUUUUUUUGCCUAAAAUUUUUCAGCUUCUGAUAAAUGCAGAUAUAAAGUGCCAUUUAAGACAAUUCCUUUUAAAUUAAAAUAAUGAAUAUAUGCCUUUUAAAUUAAAAUAAUGAAUAUUUCCGUAAGUGAGCUAAUGCAUAUAUAGGCUAAGAGCAUGUACAAGUUUUUAUUUCAAUAAUUCAUCCAAAAUUUAAAUUACCGUAAAUUUUCAAACACAAGUUGAUUUGUGCAUAUGUCCGGAAGUGGAUUUACCUUUAAAUUCUAAAAUGUAAUUUUUUAAAAACUCAAGGUUUAAAAUACAGUGUGUCACGAAAUUUAAGCUGAUUGGUGCAUAAAUCAAAAAUAUAAUUUUUCCUUAAAAAAUUUAAAACGAUCUCUGUGAAUAUAGUUUAUCGAAAACUUUGCAUAAAAUAAAAUAAAAUUAAAAAAAUAAAGUAAAUAAAUAGAUAAAAAAAAUUCAAACGCAAAAAAAAACGCAUAGAAAUUCAUAAGCGUAUAAGAUAAGGCUCAUCUAUACUUCAGUUGUUCACCAAAAAUUUACAAUAACGUAUGUUCUCAAAUAUAAGAAAAUCUGUAUUUAAGCUGAAAACCCAAAAAAUUAAUCUAAUAUUUAAAGCGUGUACUUAACAUUCACAUUGCCCUAAAAACGCAAUUAUGUGGAAUUUCGCCUAAUCAAAUUGUUGCAAAUUUAAAACGCAGAAAAUAAAAGAAGACACUUUUAACUCUGUCACCCUUAUCAUACUGUUGGUGCAUUUUCCAAUUUAUUGUUAAUCUUCACGCAAUAUGUAACAAGCUUAAAAUUUUUUUUUGUGCUUCUUGUUUUAGUUGAAAUAAAGUUUAUUAAUUGGUAGAUAAAGAGUUAUGAUUUAAUAUUUCUUGUAAUUGGUAAUCCUAAGUUUGUAAUAUUACUCAAUGAGGAAUUCUACUCACGGAAAUAUUAGUUUUAAACUCAUUUUUAUGUUAAGGUUGUAAUAUUACUAACAAAAGCAUCAGUUUUAAACUCAUUUCUAUGACAAGUUUGUAAUUUCUUUCAAUGAUUAAUCCUACUUACGAAUGUAUCAGUUUCAAACUUAUUUUUAUGUUAAGUUUUUAAUAUUAUUGAAUGAGGAAUUCUACUUACUGAAGUACCAGUCUUAUACUCAGAAUAGUGAAGACGUAAAAAGGCAAUAUAAUUUGAAUGAAAUAUUUCCCUAAUAAAAUCUAUUUUUUUUUCCGUAAAUUAAAACUAGACCGAUAUCGGUUUUUCAGUUCAGAGCAGAUAAAAUCCUUAGUCCUUAUGCUUGUAUUUUAUCAUUUAUCUCUGCUGUUAUUAUUCUUUUAUGAAUGCUGUGUUGCUACUCCUUAUAUUAUUUUUAGUAUUCCUAUAAUUGUAGUAUCACAUAAUAGUAUUCUAAUAAACUUAAAUAUUUUCUUCGAUUUCUGACACAAAUAUGCUUUUUAAAAAGUUUCUUAAAAUAUAAUUGUUUUUGAGAAAUUGAGUUUUGAUAAAUAAAAAUACGAAUGCUUACAAAAUACAAUAAAAAUUCGAUUGAGUUUCUAUAGUUUCAUUAUAAUUUCGUUAUAAUACAAUACUUUAUUAAUCUAAAACUAAACUAUAUUCUAUUAUAAUAAUUGAAAUCAAAAUAUAAUAGGUUUGAGAAAUAUAUGAGCAGAUAUGCAGAAAUGGAUUUCGAAGCUCAAUAAGUACUAUGGAGAUAAAAGUAGUCAUUAUUAUUAUAAUUUAUUAAUUUGAAAACACAACAAUAUCCUAUUCAAUCCAUUUCAUUUUUAUAAUAUAUGUUUCUUUAAAUAGUUCAAACUCAAUGAAUUUAUUUUGAUGUAUACUUUUUCAAAAAAGAACUAUAGGCUGCGUCCAUAAAGCAAAAUUACUUUUCAACUGCUAAAAGGAAAAUUAGUCUAAUGUCAACCGCGCCACUUGUUUAUGAAAGAACCGAAAUCCGCCACUUACUGUAGACAAGAGUGUAAGUACAAAUUUAAAACAUGAUAAGCUGAGUAUUUAAAGUUACAGUCCAUUUUGCUUAACAUUUUAACAUCGUCCAAAGCACUAAAUUAUUCUUGUGCAAUAGAGCUUGUCGAUUCUGUAUUUAAAUAAUUGUUACACAUAUAUUGCUUAAAAAUUGAGGCUACGUGAACAAUAAACAGGCUAAUUUUCAAACGAAUUAAGAAAUUUUUUUUUUGUAAAAUGUCACGAAGUCAACUUUUUAGUUGAUAAAUAUCCUUUACGUCCAAAACAUUACGUACCUUUAAGUACACAUUUAAAAAUUCAGCAAUGGAAAAAUGAUACUUGCAAUUUAUAUUGAUUUGUCUAUUUUUGACCUCGUGGCCUCAAUUUAUGGAACAACAAAACAAUCGCUUAUAUGAUAAUUAAAAUCGUCAAAUUCAUUAUAGAAUUAAUAUAUUGAGGAAAGACUGGUAAAGUGGUCACCCUAAGGUUUAAUAAAUUUUAUAAAGCCUAUUAAAAUUAAAAUUGAUUAUUUUUAGCUAUAAUAAAAUUUCUAGUCUAGCAUAAAAUAUAAUUUACUUUUAAAUCACACGCAGAUUAAACACCCAGGAAAAUGUAAUUAUAACGAUUUCUAAUAUAGUCGGAGCAGCUUAUUUCAAAAACUAAAAUUAGACGUAUGAUGAAAAUAAAGUUAAAAAUUAAAAAGCUUAUCUUCUUAAUUUUAAAUAAUAGACAACACUGACGAUUAUUGGUGAUUGUUUUGUCCAUCCGCAGAAUAAAAGCAUUAUGAAUCCAAAUGCACGGACUUUGUUACUUUACCUGUUUUUCCUCCAUAUUUAAGAUAAAAAGUACAGGGUGUUCCUUAAUCAUUACCCUUAAUACAAACUUUUAGAAUCCUGGUCGAAAAUGAAGAAAAAUACUGUAUAUACUUUAUAGGUUGAAAAAAAAAAUUAUUGAAAUCUAAUAAUUCGCUAUUGAAGAAGGCAGAACUAAAACAUCAAAACCACUUUGAUUGCCGAAGGAAAUGAAGAGGAGUUGAAAAGUGAUGUUAAAAAAAGCCUUAAAGUUGCACCAGGCAAUCAAACCAGUUUAGAUGCUUUAAUUCCUAAUAGUUUGACAGAUUCCGAUUUAGCCUUUUCCAUUUUGAUUCAAUAUUAGUCUAAAUUUCUUAAUGUGUACAUUCGUUUGACUUCGUUUUUGACAUCGAUUUUAAAAAUAUGUUCUAAGUGCGGUGAUAAUAGAACACGUUGAGUAUCCAGCUUAAGCCUUUUAAAUUGUGCAAAUAGAUAUACAAGUCUAAAAAUAGAGCUCUUAGAGAAUGUUUAACAUGAAUAAUUUAUUUUGGAGAAUAAUUUACUUUACGAAUAAUAGAUUUAAAAAUAUAUUAAAACAUUUCAUUUCCAUUUGAUAGGUAUUAAUUAUUGACCUAUGUUAAUUAAAAUAUUAAUUUAUCCACAUUUUGUUGCAAAUGAAUAAUAAAAUAUUAAAUAGCAAUAUUAAUAAUUAACUGUUCCAAUGCAGGAUUUCUUAUAUUAAAUUUAGAAAUCUUUGCUAAUUUUCUAUAUUUAGUAAGACUGAUUACAAUAUAUUAGCAAUUCGUAUAAUUUAUUUAAAGUAAUAGAUUUUUAUCGCUCUGUAGAAUAAUGUCUUCUAGAUUUAGAUCAUUGAUAAUAUAUAAGAAGUAAUCUCUUUUAUAACAAAGAAUAAUAGACACUCAGAUGGAUUUAACGUCUUAUAUUUUAUUUAGAGCAUAGAAAUUAAUUAAAGGUUAUACUGAUAACUUUAGAAUAAGACAAAAUAAAGCUGAAACCAGCUUUUCAAAACUAUUCCCAACUGUCUUUCAACAUUUACUAGAAUUGCUAAGCUUCAAUCAAACAGUUUUCCAAUUAACUGUAUUGUAAGCGUCAUUUAUAUAUGAUUAAAAUUAGCUCAUUAUUACCACUGUACUUUUUUGCACUGUACAUAUUGUGAAUACUGUACAUUAUUAAUUAUUGAAAUUAAUAAACUUUAUUUCAUCAUGGA